AUUUUCUCCUCUAACUGCAUAUGAGCAUUGCCGAGGUGUUCCGAUGUUUUAUUUGUAUGGAGAAGCUGCGGGAUGCCCGCCUGUGCCCCCACUGCUCCAAGCUCUGCUGUUUCAGCUGUAUCCGGCGUUGGCUGACUGAACAAAGAGCUCAGUGCCCUCAUUGUAGAGCCCCCCUGCAGCUCCGGGAGCUCGUCAACUGUCGCUGGGCAGAGGAGGUGACCCAGCAGCUGGACACCCUGCAGCUCUGCAGCCUCACCAAGCACGAGGAGAAUGAGAAGGACAAGUGUGAAAACCAUCAUGAGAAGCUCAGUGUUUUCUGCUGGACCUGCAAGAAGUGUAUCUGCCACCAGUGUGCACUCUGGGGAGGAAUGCACGGGGGACACACUUUUAAACCACUGGCAGAAAUCUAUGAGCAGCACGUCACCAAAGUGAAUGAAGAAGUGGCAAAGCUGAGGAGAAGACUCAUGGAAUUGAUCAGUUUGGUGCAGGAAGUGGAGCGGAACGUGGAGGCCGUGCGCAGCGCCAAGGACGAGCGCGUGCGCGAGAUCCGCAACGCCGUGGAGAUGAUGAUCGCCCGCCUGGACACCCAGCUCAAGAACAAGCUCAUCACCCUCAUGGGUCAGAAGACAUCACUUACUCAAGAAACUGAACUUCUGGAAACCCUGCUACAAGAAGUAGAACAUCAGCUGCGGUCCUGCAGCAAGAGUGAGCUGAUAUCCAAAAGCUCCGAGAUCCUGAUGAUGUUCCAGCAGGUCCAUCGGAAGCCCAUGGCCUCCUUUGUCACCACUCCUGUCCCCCCAGACUUCACAAGUGAAUUGGUUCCAGCCUAUGACUCAACAACAUUUGUCUUGGAAAACUUCAGCACCCUGCGGCAGCGCGCGGAUCCCGUGUACAGCCCUCCCCUGCAGGUGUCAGGACUGUGCUGGAGAUUAAAGGUUUACCCGGAUGGAAAUGGAGUAGUUCGAGGCUACUACCUGUCAGUGUUCCUGGAGCUGUCUGCUGGGCUGCCUGAGACAUCCAAGUAUGAAUACCGUGUAGAAAUGGUUCACCAGUCCACCAACGACCCCACCAAAAACAUCAUCCGGGAAUUCGCCUCUGAUUUCGAGGUUGGCGAGUGCUGGGGCUACAAUCGCUUCUUCCGCCUGGACCUGCUGGCCAACGAGGGCUACCUGAACCGCCAGAACGACACCGUCAUCCUCAGGUUCCAAGUGCGCUCACCAACCUUCUUCCAGAAGUGCCGCGAUCAGCACUGGUACAUUGCUCAGCUGGAAGCAGCUCAGACGAGUUACAUCCAGCAAAUAAAUAACCUGAAAGAGAGGCUCGCGAUUGAGCUGUCCCGGACGCAGAAAUCCCGAGGGGUUUCCCCUCCAGACACUCACCUCAGCCCCCAGAACGAUGAGGGCUCAGAGACAAGAGCAAAGAAACCUGGACAAAGCAUUGAAGCACUGCUUGAGAAUUUCACUGCUCCAGGAUUGGCACGGGAGAACAAGGAGGAGGAGGAAGAGAAGACUCAGCAGGAGGACUUUAAUCACGAGCUCUCAGAUGGUGACCUGGAUAUGGACCUUGCAGGAGAAGAUGAGGUGAACCACCUUGAUGGCAGCAGCUCCUCAGCGAGUUCAACAGCAACCAGUAACACUGAGGAAAAUGACAUUGAUGAAGAAACGAUGUCUGGAGAGAACGAUGUGGAGUACGGCGGUACCAUGGAGCUGGAGGAUGGAGAUUUCAUGGAGGAUGCAGCAGCUGCUGCUCCUCCUCCUACUCCCUGAAGGAGCGGGAGCAGCGCAGGCACCAGGCCAUGUGGAGGGUGCCCCCAGACCUGAAGAUGCUGAAAAGACUCAAAACCCAGAUGGCAGAAGUUCGCAGCAAGAUGUCUGAUGUGAAGAACCAGCUGUCUGAAGUGAGGAGCAGCAAUGCUGCCUCAGGGGAGGGACAGCCCAGCUUCUUCUCCAUGGAGCAGGGCGCCCUGGCUGCCUGUGGCACUGACGGCUGCAGCAAGCUGCAGGAGAUUGGCAUGGAGCUGCUGAGCAAGUCCUCAGUCACCAGCUGCUACAUAAGGAGCUGUGAGUGUGUGGGGAAGGGGAUUCAGUCACCUCACAGGUGCUUCAGCUCCCAGGGCAGUUCCAGUUGAACCUGAGUAUGAGGGAGAUCAGGAAUGUAAAACUG
This is a messenger RNA of Zonotrichia albicollis (white-throated sparrow), 2163 nucleotides long. Lineage: Eukaryota; Metazoa; Chordata; Aves; Passeriformes; Passerellidae. The record is from RefSeq and is a predicted model, not a curated record.